Molecule: messenger RNA, 450 nt
Organism: Suillus bovinus
Lineage: Eukaryota; Fungi; Basidiomycota; Agaricomycetes; Boletales; Suillaceae
Product: P-loop containing nucleoside triphosphate hydrolase protein
Exons: 3
Cellular component (GO): cytoplasm
Molecular function (GO): nucleic acid binding; ATP binding
Source: RefSeq, a predicted model, not a curated record
GCCAUUCUCUCUCGAAGAUAUCAAGAGGAGAUUUUUCAACGCGCUCAAGAAUGUAAUGUCGUUGCAGCACUCGACACAGGCAGUGGAAAGACUUUUAUCAGUAUUUUGCUUAUCAAAUGGAUCGUGCUACAAGAGAGCGCUCGCGGCAAAGUCUUUUUUUUUCUGGUACCCAAGGUAGCUCUGGUCGAACAACAGGCCAACUUCAUUGCCGCGCACACUCCAUUGCGAGUCAAGAAGUUCCAUGGACCUCUUGAUCUGGAGCUUACUAAUCGUGCCAAUUGGAGAUCAUCGUUCGAGAAGUCUGACGUCGUCGUCAUGACUGCACAGAUAUUCUUAAACAUAGCUACACAUUCCCACUGGAGCAUCGACAAGGUUUCUCUUCUAGUCGUUGACGAGUGUCAUCACACUAGGAAAAAUCACGCUUAUAAUGGCAUCAUGAGGAAAUAUUUC